Cutaneotrichosporon oleaginosum is the source of this 2811-nucleotide messenger RNA. RefSeq lists its product as uncharacterized. Gene Ontology annotation, cellular component: mitochondrion. The record is from RefSeq and is a predicted model, not a curated record. Lineage: Eukaryota; Fungi; Basidiomycota; Tremellomycetes; Trichosporonales; Trichosporonaceae. Gene Ontology annotation, biological process: regulation of DNA-templated transcription; biosynthetic process; L-aspartate catabolic process. Gene Ontology annotation, molecular function: zinc ion binding; L-aspartate:2-oxoglutarate transaminase activity; pyridoxal phosphate binding.
CAAACACGCCGCAAUAUCGAGAAAACACCUUUCGACAGCGACCACGGCCUGCAUCCACUUCAAACGCGCAUGGGAGGUUUGACUCCGACCUAAUCUCAUUACGAGCUAUCCAACCAUACCAAUCUUGACCACGAUCCAGAUAUAUCGGACUUAGCGCUAUGAGCGACAGCCCCGAUCUUCCAGAGAUCGAGGUCCACCCCGCCCCGGCGGAGGACCCACCACCCACCCAACCAUCCGCCGAGCAACACCCACCCCAUGAGUCCGCCGGCCAUGUUGAUGGAGGCGAGGGUGACGAAAAUGUACUCCCCGAUGGCUUGGACCUCAACCUAGCUGCUGCACUGAGCGCCAUCCCGCCGGAGGACGACGAGAUGGUGGAUCACGAGCAUGGCCAGCUCCAAGCCCUCGACCCCGAUACACUCGCCGAUCUGGCUGCGCUGAGCCGCAUGGAAGACGAGGAGGAGGGAGGAGGCGAGCUUGUCGUCGAUGAAGGACAAGACUUCGCCGAGCUGAUCGGGCAGGCGAUCACCAACGAGCAGGUCCAGGAGUUCGUCGACACGUUCGGCCAUGUCCAGGAGGAGGAGCAGCACGAGAGCUCUGCACCUACACCCUCAGCUCCGCCAUCACAACCCUCGCAACAGAUACCCCCUGCAUCUCGUCGCGUCGUGCACGACUUCCGCUCCGAUAGAGCGCAUUCCACGGACGAGUCGGACAACGAACGGCGGGACCCCGACAGUUUGUACUAUACAGAGAACGGCAAGGUCAAGCGACGGCGCAAUCGCACCGUCUUGAGCUGCACAGAGUGUCACCGCAGGUGCGAUCGGAACAUUCCUUGCGGCCGAUGUAUCAAGCGCGGUGUUCCCAGCAUGUGCCAGAUGGAGGCACCGCCGGGCACUCAGCGCAAGCGCCCACGACCAAACGAGGAUGUACCGGUCAACUACGAGCUGGGAAGACGUGUCCAAGCGCUUGAAUCACUCAUUCGUUCUGCGCGCGAGACGGACCCGGAUGCGACUUCGUCUGUGGCAAUGGAGACUGUCAUGCAGGCCACUCGGGCCGCAAACAACGGGCAUCCUGAAGCGGUGAACGCACUCGCACAGCUUACCGACGUCAGCAACAACAUGGCCCAGCUCACCCCGGAGGCGCAGAGUUCCCUCCUGAUGGACGUUCUACAUCAACUCUCAAAUGCCAGUCUUGGGCGAAGUGGCGAGGCCAGCUACUCCGAUCUGCGCGAUACAUGGUCUGCGAUCCCGUUGGCUCAGGCACAGAGCACUGUCCAGAUUGAGGAGGCACACGAAGCGGACGACGCGCCAAAUAAGCUUAAUGUCGCGGUUCACGGGUUCCGUGAUGACAAGGGCAACCUCUACCGCCCACCGACAGUCAAGCAUGCCGAGAAGAAGUUGCGAGAGGACCCCGACCUCUUCAAUGUCACACUUCCGAUCGAGGGGUACGCUCCAUUCCUUGACCUCGGCACACGCUUGGGGUACGGCGAAGACAGCGUGGCGUACAAGAACAAGCGAAUCGCAGCCAUCCAGACGAUGAGCGUCACCGGCGGGCUACGGAUGGCGGCGAUUUUCCUCAGCCGCUUCCCUGCGACUGCGAGCAUGCGCUCCGUCCUCGUUCAGACGCCGGCCGCCGAGGAGGAUAUCGCGGCGCUGCGUGACGGCGGGCUCGACGUCAAGAUGAUCCGAUUCCUUGACCACAAGACCGGUCUGGUUGACUGGGAUGGCUUCCGUGAGGAUUUGCAGUCUGCCCCUCCGCGCUCCGCGGUUCUGCUGCACAUUAGCGGAGGCCUCCCUACCGGCGCCGACCUCACGGCCCAGCAGUGGCGCCAGCUCACCACUUUGCUGCUGGAAAAGCACUUGAUUCCCCUGGCUGUGAUGGCCUACCAGGGUCUGUCGAGCGGCGACACGAACCGCGACGCACAGCCCUUGCGGUACAUGGUGCAUGAGGGUCUGCCCGUCGUGCUGGUGCAGGGCUUCGACUCAACGAUGGGGCUCUACGCCGACUCGCCGGCCAUUAUGAGUGUUGCCACGCAGAAUACGAACGACCGCGACCGAGUCGACUCUCAGCUUCGCAAUAUUGCGCGUGCGCUGUACUACCAUCCUCCUGCGUGGGGCGCGCGCCUCGCGCACAUCGUAUUGAGCGAUGUCCGCGUCAAUAAAGUGUGGCUGAGCGAGGUGCACGCGUUGGCCAUGCGACUGAAGAGUGUCCGUGAGAAGCUGUACGAGCUGCUCGCGAACAAAUUCAAGACGCCCGGUAACUGGGAGCACAUCAAGCGGGCGUCGGGCAUGUACAUCACGCUCCUGCUCCCACAGGCACAGCUCGAGGCGCUCACCGCCAAGCGGCACAUUCACCUGCUCCCCGAGUCGUGCGUCAACCUCGGGUGCCUGAACGCGGCCAAGCUAGAGUCACUCGCGCGCGCCGUCGACGCCGUGGUGCGCGACGCGGCGCGCGAGGCAGAGGAACAGGCGCAGGCGGCACGGCAGAUGGAGCUCGCGCUCAAGGUUGCACGGGAGCGCGAGGAGCAGGCCGAGGCCGAGGCUGCGCUCGAGGCUGCGGCGGCUGCAGCGGCCGCGGCAGAGGCCGAGUCGCGCAUGUUCAUGGAGCAGAGCAUCCAGCAGGCUAUGGAGGCGCAGCGCGCGCACGAGGAGGAGGAGGAGGCACAGCGCACCGACCAGGCGAGCCUCCUCGAGGAAGUCAGGAAGGCGGCGCAGCGCGAAGAAAUCGCAAGACAGGCGGAAAUGAUCGUCGGUCAGAUUCAUGGGUAUUAGUGUAUAUUCUGUAUCGUUGUUGUAUGGCAUGUUGUGCGAGUGG